UGAUUCUGCGGCAGCAUGGCGUCGGAAGAUGGGAAUCCCCGAGUUUUCUUUGACAUCGCGGUCGAUGGUGAUUCCAUUGGCAAGGUGGUGUUUGAACUGUUCAAGGACAAAUUACCUAAAACAGCUGAGAACUUCCGUGCCUUAUGUACAGGUGAAAAAGGAGUAGGAACAACAACAGGAAAGCCUCUACACUUCAAAGGAUGCCCAUUUCACAGAAUCAUCAAGGAUUUUAUGAUCCAAGGAGGAGAUUUCUCCAACCAUAAUGGCACCGGUGGAGAAAGCAUCUAUGGAGCUAAGUUUGAUGAUGAAGGAUUUCUUUACAAGCAUGACGUUUCAGGUCUACUUAGCAUGGCAAACAGUGGACCCAACACCAAUGGGUCUCAGUUCUUCAUCACUACAGUGCCCACACCACACCUUGACGACAAACACGUCGUGUUCGGUAAAGUCAUCAAUGGAAUGGGCAUCGUGAGUGAGUUGGAGAAUGUGGAGAAAAAUGGAGAGAAACCAGUCCAGGAAUGUGUAAUUUCUGACUGUGGGGAGCUCCUCCCUGGUGAGGAUUUCCAGAAAACCAAAGACGACGGAACAGGAGACACUUAUGCUGACUUCCCUAUAGAUGCUGGUCUGGACUUCUCUCUGAAAGACAACAAGGAGAAAAUAAUAGAAAUUGCUCUUGAAAUCAAGAAGAUUGGAAACACAUUGUUUAAGGAACAAAAGUUUGCCAAAGCCAAGAGGAAGUACAGAAAAGCUUUAAGGUAUCUACAUACGAUGAGUAAUCAGAUGUCUCUACCAGAACAAGAAGAAGAAGACAUUGGCCGCACACAUAUUCUACCAUUCUUCCUUAAUCUAGCAGCAUGUAAUUUGAAAUUAAGUGAAUAUGAAGAGGCAUUUGAAAACUGUCACGAAGUAUUGGAGAAAGAGCCUACAAAUGCAAAAGCUUUAUUCAGAAGAGCUCAGGCCCAAAACGCACUAAAGAACUGGGAUGAUGCCGUAAUUGAUCUUGAAGCAGCAUUAAAAUCUCAACCUGAAGAUAAAGGCAUAAUGAGAGAGCUUCAGAAGACAAAAAAGAUGAAAGAUGAUUACAAGAAUCAACAAAAGAAAGCAUAUUCCAAGAUGUUUGCUUCCUGAAGUCUGUGACACAUAUACCAUACAACAUUAAUGGCCAUAGUCCAUUUUCGCUAUGAAAACGAUAUUUACAAUUUUACAGCAACAGACAUGAACAUUUGUUGAAUAAACAUCACAAUCCUCGAGAUUUGAUGGGAAAACGUUACCUUAAGAAACAGUUGUCAUUCAAACAGUAUAUGUACCAUCUUCACUGGAAUGGACAACCAAGGAUGGAUACACAAAGACUACUUCGAUAGAAAUGUGUCCAGGCCCUUUAUUUGUCAGAUGUGACAUUGUCAUCUAUGAAAUGCAUUUUGUGUAGACUUCAUGAAUAAAUUGAAAAUAUAUA
Haliotis rubra (blacklip abalone) is the source of this 1450-nucleotide messenger RNA. Its product is annotated as peptidyl-prolyl cis-trans isomerase D-like. Lineage: Eukaryota; Metazoa; Mollusca; Gastropoda; Lepetellida; Haliotidae. The record is from RefSeq and is a predicted model, not a curated record. Gene Ontology annotation, biological process: protein folding; protein peptidyl-prolyl isomerization. Gene Ontology annotation, molecular function: peptidyl-prolyl cis-trans isomerase activity; protein binding.